Molecule: messenger RNA, 1398 nt
Organism: Onthophagus taurus
Lineage: Eukaryota; Metazoa; Arthropoda; Insecta; Coleoptera; Scarabaeidae
Source: RefSeq, a predicted model, not a curated record
CACACAUGUGGUUGAUGCUGUCAAAUACUGUCAGAUCAUAAAUUUAAUCUACAAUCACACUAAAAUAAUAUAAAUAAACGAUGUCAUCGGAAGAAAAAGAUGGCUCAAAAAGUCAUCUCGAUGAUGAUUCAGAAGAAGAAACACCAGGUACUAGCGAAGCGACAGGAAUGGGUUAUAUCAGAAAAUAUUUGGCUUCCAAAUUAGGAUUAUCUGAUGAUGACGAGGAAUCUUCAAAGAAUAAGCAGGUUUUAUCUGAAUUUACAUUAGAUGGUAUUGUUGAAUAUAUAAAAAGUGAUAAAUGUAAAAAGAUUAUUACAAUGGCUGGAGCGGGGAUAUCAACAUCUGCUGGAAUACCAGAUUUUCGUUCUCCCGUUUAUGGCCUUUAUCACAAUUUACAAAAAUAUAAUUUACCACAUCCACAGGCUAUUUUUGAAUUGGACUUUUUUCACAAAAAUCCUCGACCAUUUUUCGAACUAGCCAAAGAGUUAUAUCCGGGAACUUUUAAACCAACUGUUUGUCAUUAUUUUAUAAAAAUGUUAAACAAUAAAGGUAUUUUGUUGAGGCAUUAUACUCAAAAUAUUGAUACAUUAGAAAGGGUAGCUGGAAUACCUGAUGAAAAAUUAGUGGAAGCCCACGGAACUUUUAAUCAAGGCCAUUGUCUUGAAUGUAAUAAGGAGUAUUCUCAGGAAUGGAUGAAAGACAAAAUUUUUACAAUAGAUGUUCCAAUAUGUGAAGAUUGUCCAGGCGUAGUGAAACCUGAUAUUGUAUUUUUUGGGGAAUCGCUUCCUGAAAAAUUUUAUAGAUAUUUGCAAACUGAUUUUGUAAAGGCUGAUUUAUUAAUAAUAUUGGGCUCAUCAUUAGCUGUACAACCAUUUGCUUCACUUGUUGAUAGAGUUUCCAAGGAAUGUCCAAGGUUGUUAAUAAAUAGAGAAAAAGCUGGUCAAAGAAGUGGAUUAAUGGCUAUAAUGGGAGUGGGAGGUGGAUUGGAGUUUGAUUCCUCAAAAAACACACGAGAUGUGUGUUGGUUAGGAGAUUGUGAUGAUGGAUGUUUGCUUUUAGCUGAAAAAUUAGGAUGGAAGGAGGAAUUAUUGGCUCUUUAUGAUCAAGAGCUGUCAGAAAAUGAUAAAGAAGAUGGAGAAAAAAAGGAAGAUGAAAAGAGAGAAUUAGAUCGAAAUAAAAGAGAAGAGGAAAUAAAAGAAGAUGAUAAUAAAAAGUCUAUUGGUGGUGAAAAUUCAAAUAAAUUAUAAAUUAAUUUUUAGAUAAUUUUUUUUGGGAAUGUUUAAAGGUUUAUGUUAACGAUUCCAUUUAAAUACAUAUUUACUGCGAUAUUAUUGUAUAGGAAAAGUAUGUACAUGUAAUAUUUAAAGCUACAUAAAUAAAAGCCAAACAUUUAUUUAA